Parasteatoda tepidariorum (common house spider) is the source of this 657-nucleotide messenger RNA. RefSeq lists its product as uncharacterized. Lineage: Eukaryota; Metazoa; Arthropoda; Arachnida; Araneae; Theridiidae. The record is from RefSeq and is a predicted model, not a curated record.
AUGGCAGAAGCUGAAGCAGAUGGAUGGGAAACUGUUUCAUCCGACGGAGAUGAAGCUACUUCUGGAAGUGCAGUUUAUCAAUUCAAAAUCAUUUUGAAGCAUCUUAAACCUCCUAUAUGGCGCCGAAUUCUAAUUUUGAACAAUUCCACGUUCGCGGAGUUCCAUUCUGCUGUUGUUGGUUCCAUGGGAUGGCUGGGUACACACUUGCAUACAUUUCAUGCCCGUGAUAAAGAAAUAGCACCCGUCAAUGAAAAAAAUGACAAUUCGGACAUCAAUAGAUUAAUCAUGCUUAUGAGUGGUCAAUGUGAAGAGGAGAAACUUGAUGAAACUAAGGUGAAACUUUUUGAACAUUUUAAAAUGCCUAAGGAUAGAAUCCUGUACGUAUACGAUUUAGAUGAUGGCUGGGAACACAGCAUCAUUUUGGAGAGGAUAUUGCCGUAUGACAGCAGACCAUAUUAUCCUAUUUGUAUUGCUGGAGAAAGAGCAUGUCCUCCUGAUGAUUGUGGAGGGGUCGAUUCAUAUGAGAAACUUUUGAAAAUAUUAUCCGAUCCUAAUAAUCCUGAGCAUGGAGACAUGAAGGCGUGGAUGAAUCUUAAGAGCAAUGAAACUUAUGAUUCUGAAGCUUUUGAUCCUAUUUCUGUUCGUUUCGUGCGUUGA